Molecule: messenger RNA, 502 nt
Organism: Ricinus communis (castor bean)
Lineage: Eukaryota; Viridiplantae; Streptophyta; Magnoliopsida; Malpighiales; Euphorbiaceae
Product: defensin-like protein 1
Exons: 2
Coding region: 16-246 (76 amino acids)
Biological process (GO): defense response
Source: RefSeq, a predicted model, not a curated record
AGCUGUAAGAGAAACAUGGAGAAACGAUCUCUUGGCCUUUUCCUAUUGAUGCUUAUUGUGUUGUUAGGUUCUCAAGAUGUGGUGUUGCCAACUGAGGCACGGGUCUGUGAGUCAAAGAGCCAUCACUUCCAUGGUCCAUGUUUGAGAGAUCACAAUUGUGCAUUAGUGUGUCGGACUGAAGGUAAUUUCUCCGGCGGAAGGUGCAGAGGGUUCCGACGCCGCUGCUUUUGCACCAGGCGUUGCUGAUGAAAGGUCUCAUGGGAGUAAAGAAUGCUCCAUCUAUCUUCCAGGGUAUGAAGGGAGCAGCAGUUUACGAAUAAAGAGUGUUUCUUUUCUCUCCAAGGGAGAAGAAACAUUAUUGCUUUCAAUUUAUUGCGUUUUAUGGAAUGUCUGUUCUUUCUGUAUUUUGCUUUAUCAGUAAUUAAUUUAGCUCCUAAUACUCUGAUUAUGUUCGAAAUGAGCUUUAAAUUUCAGAUAUGGUAAAUUGACCUAAUUUGUCGAA